UAAAUAAAAAAACAGGAAGAGAAAAAAACACUAGUUUCUGCCCCGGUUACUUUAGGUGGGAUGUGUAUGGCUUCUUGUUUGCUCAAUUACAAAUCAAAGCUCUCUUGAAACCCAAAAAGAUUCUCUCCAACAAACAGCCUGUGAAUAAAAAAGAAAAGCACAGAUCCACUCCCAAAGAUCGGAUCUUUUUGAAGGUUCUUGUUUCACUCAUCUGGAAAGUUCCAGGCUUUAACAAGAAAUGUCACAGAAACAUCUUGAAUCAUCACGAAACUCGAUCGAAUCUUGCACCUUACAGCUCCUCUCAUGGCGUCCAUUUCACCGCUCCAAAACCCUAGACCCAUCUGAACAGCCCCAGUCACAGAGCCCUUACGGCGGCUCCAUCUCCACCAAACGCCCUUGCUUCUCCGAUCGCUCCACCACUUCUUUCUCCAUCGAAGCUAUGAGCCGUCUCUCUCUCGCCGACGAAGACAAGCUCUCAGCUUCCAAUUGCAACAGUAAGGGGAGUUUCCGCUUAGUAGCGAGGAAGCGCCGGCGUCGCAAUUCUAGAUCGGUGUCUGGUCGGAGUAGCGAUCGGAGCGGGACUCUGAGAUGCUGCUCCAUCGGAGCUCACGGGACUUGCUCUGAUUUUCCGUUUGCUGUCGGUACGGAUUCGAGCGGUGAGCUGUUUAGCGAAGCGAAUUGGGCUUCCGAUGUGAGCGAGGCACGGAGAUCGCGGCAAGAGCGGCGGGAUUCCGGCGGAGAGAAGGAAGCUUCCGGGUUUGGGUUCCCCGUUGGUGUCGACCCGAUGGGGAACGAAUCUGGGUACGGGAGUGAGCCUGGGUACAGAGGAGAUGUUGAGUUUGGUUAUGGUGAUGAGUACGAUGAUGAAGAAGAAGACGUGAAGCCAUUGUUUUGGGGAGAUUCAACUGUGGAGAUGUCUGGUGAUGCGAAAUUCUCAGAUAGUAAACCUCAGUUCAGGUGCCGCAGGAGACGACAACAUGACUACAAAACUGUUGAUUCCAUGAGAUAACACACAUUGGCACACACAUAAGACAAGUUGGACUUCGGUUCACGGCCAAAGCUUUUUCGGCCCAAUUCCAUGAGAUAACACACAUUAAUUAGCACACAGACAUUCUUUCAAGACAAGCGGGUCUUAUUGGAGGAACUUUCCAUGUAUUUUUUUUAACUUUUAACAAGACCUGGAAAUUUAAGAGCUUCUUCUCUAGCAAAUUUUUUUAUAUAUAUGUGUAUAGUGGAUCUGUAUUUGUUUUAGGUAGCUUCCUAAAAAACUCCAUGGUUAAUAUUUUGACUGAUCUAAUCACCAAAGUAUAUCGUUGGUUUCA
This is a messenger RNA of Brassica napus (rape), 1322 nucleotides long. RefSeq lists its product as uncharacterized. The record is from RefSeq and is a predicted model, not a curated record. Bases 239 to 1009 code for a protein of 256 amino acids. NCBI's taxonomy places the organism in Eukaryota, Viridiplantae, Streptophyta, Magnoliopsida, Brassicales, Brassicaceae. The transcript has 2 exons.